Messenger RNA from Dunckerocampus dactyliophorus (ringed pipefish), 12402 nucleotides. RefSeq names its product trichohyalin-like. Bases 132 to 7055 code for a protein of 2307 amino acids. The record is from RefSeq and is a predicted model, not a curated record. NCBI's taxonomy places the organism in Eukaryota, Metazoa, Chordata, Actinopteri, Syngnathiformes, Syngnathidae. The transcript is spliced from 32 exons. Gene Ontology annotation, molecular function: protein binding.
GCUGGUGAUGUGAUUCCUCAUCACUUUCCUCUCCUCUCUUUAGGGCAUGAACUUUUUAAAUUAGUCACCUUUUAAAACUGCGUCCUUCUUUCCAAACAGCGGUUGGAAGAUGACGUCGUGCGUUGGCAGCCAUGAGCAGCAUUGAGGAGCCCAGUGAAGAACCAUCAGAUGUGUCUACUGAAGAGCUCAAGCGCUAUGCAGUGGACAUAGGGAUUAAUCCAGAGACAGAGCAAGAGUUUAUGUGGCUUGCCAAGCAGGCCAUGUUUGCUCAGCUACCUCCAGGAUGGUCGGAGUGCGAAGAUGACAGCGGGAACACCACCUAUCACAACCACUACUUGCAAUAUAGCACAGACGAACACCCCAGCAAAUUGCAUUACCGUAAGAUGGUGGCCCAGCAACGGGAACGCUUUCAGCGCAUGAGUGGUGCUAUUCUAGGCUCAGAAGGCACACAGGGCAAGAAAGAGAAUGAUGCACUUAAUACAGUGGGCCUAUUUAGCAGUGGAUUCUUGAGUAUAAUAGGCAGCAAGCACGAAGAAACAGCGUCUCUGACACCCUUGAGCUUUGAUGAUGAUGAUGACGGCAUCAUCUCUGAAAAGGAGUCAAUUCCUUGUUCUUCUAACAGUGAUAUUGAGCACGUCCCAGUAAACCUGUGGAGUAAACAAUACAAGCCGUCUGGAGAGUUUCAGGUCUCCGAUAGUUCCAUUUGCUGUGACAGUCUGGUGGAGACGGAUGAUAAAGACAAAGAGACCAAGGCUACUCAGGGCCAGACGCAGGCGAUACAGGAGCACAAAAAUAUCCAGCGCCCUGCCGCCAUUUGUUGCUCACAAGCCCAACAGGACCAGAAGAAACAGGAGCCUAUCAAAGCACCCAUAGAUUCAGGAAGCAGUGAUGUAUGCAUAACAGAGGAUAGCAGUGAACCAGCAAUUCGGGACCCGAGCACUGAAUCGUCAGAGGAACAGCUCACAGUUGAGGCUCUGGACAGUUCUGUUGACUUUGACACUCGUCUGGAAGUAUAUAAAGGAGAGCAAGGUGAAGAUGAAGAGACUGAGGUUGCUAAGAGCCUAGAUGAAUCUGUGCACAGUCCUGGUGAAAAACGCCCAGACAGAGGUUCAGGAGCUGAAAAGGGCAAGCAAGCUCCAUUUAGUAGUGGAUUCCUCAGCGUUAUAGACACUUGGCAAGAAGAAGCAGUCUGUUAUUCUCCGGGCAGCUCUGGUGAUGGAGAAGGCAUCAUCUUUGACAUUGACAGUGGCAGCGAUUUAGCAGAGGAGUUUGGGAAGUCUCAAACCAGCCACAGUCUUAAGUCAUCAGAGCAGCAGAUGCCGGCAGAGUUUGUGUACUCCGACAAUUCUGAUUGCGGUGACAGUCAGGAUGAGAAGGACGCCAAAGUGAAUGAGGCUGUUCGCAGUCCACUUGAGUCUGGGGAUGAAGCUGUUGGUGGUAGUGUCCACAGGUGCAGUGUGCGUCAAGAGUGCACUGAUGCUGUGGCAGACUCAGGAACGGAACGACACAACGACAAACAGGAGCCUAUCAACCAAACAAUUAAAAGAACAUCGGAUGCAUAUCCAGCAAAGGAGAUGAUGAAGCCACAAAUGUGUGACAAGACACUUUUUAAGGAUGAGAAUUAUGAGUUACCUCAGCAACAGGAUACAAGUGAAAGUGAUACAAGUCCAUCAGAUGAGACCACUGGGAUAGAAACAUCAGACACUACCACAACACAGACUACAAGUAGCAGUGAAACAAGUCCAACAGAGAAGACCACCGAGUCACCUUCUGAUGACCGCAGUCCUGAAUUAUCACAGCAACAGGUAUCACAACUGGACACUGACAGUUGUGGUUGUGGCAGACAGCAGAAAAUGGAUGGGGAGGAAGAAGAGACUGCUAAGAGGUUUGCUGUUGUUCACAUGCUCACGGCAAAUAAUGACCACGUUUGUGGAAGUAGAUCAAUAGAACCAACUCCAGAACGGAUGCAUUUCCAAGUUGUUAUUAGCCAAUAUGUGGCUGACGCAGCCGAUGAACAUGACGAUGAUGAAGAAGUAACUCGGGUCCCGUCAGACUUUGUUUAUGACGACAGUUUUGGUUGCUAUGACAGUAGGCAAAAGAUGGUUGUCGAUGGGGGAGGAGAGGAGGAGGAAGAGGAGACAGACAAGAGUAUGGACUCCAGUGGUUCUGUUUCCUUUGAUAGUCAGCUGAAGAGAGGUUUCAAAGGACAACGGGAGGAUGAGGAUUCUGAGGGUACCCAGAGCCAAUAUGAGCCUGGACACAACUCCUUUGGUGAAGACAUCCAGAUACACCAGGAGUGGAAACUGGACAAGCCUGCCAAAAUAUCUGGGAAAAAAAUCCAUUCUUUGGCCCGCAAUACUGAAUCCCCAAAGCAAAAGCUGUCAGUGUUUCUGGAGUGCCGUACUUAUGUUUGCCCUGGUAGUCAGCAUGUCGUCCCUCUCCAAGAAGAGGUGGAUGACGAGAAUGUGGCUGCCAAGAGCCAAGAUGAAGAGGACAAAGAGGAGCCAAGUCAAGUCCCUGCACUGUUGGUAGAGUUUUUGGACUCCAGCAAUUCUGCUUCUGAAGAAAGGGAGGAUAAUUACACUGAGGCUUACAAGAGUAGCCAAGAUGACCCUUCAUGUGAUGAAGUCUACAAUCACCGGGUGGUUCACCAGCAUGAACACAUCCAGUGCACUGAUGUUGUUGAGUACUCAGAAGCCAAUCAGGGCAAGGAAAACGAUCAGUCUACCCAAACCCCUGUAUUAGACUCAGAUGAUUCUGUUUCCAGCAGUCAGCUGGAAGUGGAUGUGAACAAGGAAGGGGUUGUGGAGGAGGCCAGUACUUCCAAGAGCCUGGAUGAAACAGGGACAGACUUUUUUGGUGAAGAUGUGGACAGCGUCCGGGAGGAUCACUGGUAUGAACACAUUCAGUGUCCUGCAAGUGGGGUUUCUCAAGUCGAACCGUACAAGGUGAAGAAAAACACCGUCAAAACACCAGGAUCUCAACCACCAUACACCAGUAGCGCUGCCAUUGUGGCCAUUGAUGGAGAAUUGCAUCAGCAGUCCUGUCAUCCGCAUCUUUUUGUCAAGGUACAGACAGAGCUGUCAUUGGGGCAGGGGAGAAUGCAUUUCCACCAGGAAGAGCUUAGAGGACUGGAGGAGGAUGGAGAGGAACAUUUAAAAAUAAAAAGUGAGGCAAGAAUGCUUGUCUGCCAGGAAGCAAAAUGUAAACAUGAGGAGGAAGAAGAGGAACAUUUAAAGGGAGGUGUUCAGUUAAGAUUGCGUGUCCAACAAGAAGAGCUGCAGACACAGGAGGACAAAGAAGAGGAACAUUUAAAGAGACAACAAAAGGAGGCAAGAAUGCAUCUCCGCCAGGAGGAGCUAUGGAACGAAGAAGAUGAACAAUUAGUGAGGGAAAAGGAGAAGGGGGAAGACGAGGAGGAGAAACUGAGGCGGGAGGAAGAGGAGAAGGCGGAUCAUUUAAAGAGUGGGAAGGAAAUGAUCAUUUGUAUCCCCCAGGAGCAGAUGAGUAGUGAAGGAGAUGAAAAGUUGAAAAGUGAUGUGGAAAUAAGAAUACAGAUUCACCAGGAGGUGCUGAAGAAAGACGGAGAGGAGCACCUGAUGAAGGAAAAGCAAAUGAGAAGACAGCUCAGCGAGGAGAAACCGAGGAGAGGUGAAGAGGAGGCAGAGCACCUGAUGAGGGAAAAGCAAAUGAGAAGACAGCUCAGCGAGGAGAAACCGAGGAGAGGAGAAGAGGAGGCAGAGCACCCGAUGAAGGAAAAGCAAACGAGAAGACAGCUCAGCGAGGAGAAACCGAGUCGAGAGAAAAAGGAGGAGGCAGGGGAGAAGUUGAAAAGAGAGAUGGAAACAACAUAUCUCUGGCAGGAGGAACUCAGUACAGAGGAAAAAAAUGAGGUUGAACAGUUAAAAAGGGAAAAAGAGGUGAGAGCAACAGUCUUCCAAGUGGGGCUGAUGAGGGAGGAACAUGAGGAGACAGAGCAGUUUAUGAGGGAGAAGGGGAUCAGAAUACAUCACUGCGAGGAGCAGCUCAGCACUGAGGAAGAGGAGGAGGUGGACCAACUGAAGAUGGAAAAAGGGAGAAGAAUCUGUCUCUGCCUGGAAGACCUAAGGAGAGAGGAAGAGGAGGAGGUGGAACGGCUGAAGAUGGACAUUUAUAUGAGAAAAUGUCUCCUCCAGGACGAGCUUAGUGCAGACUUUAAGAAGGAGAUGCAGAUGAGAGUGCAGUUCUGUCAGGAUGAGCUGAGAAAGGAGGAAGAGGAAGAGGUAGAGAAACUGAGGAAGGAGAAGGAGAUAAGAAUAUAUAAACAAAAAGAGAAGCUGAUGACAGAGGAAGAUGAGGAGGUCGCACAAUUAAAGAAGGAGAAAGAGAGAAGAAUCUGUGACUGCCUUAAGGAGCUCAGGAGACAGGAGGAGGAGGAAGUGGAGCAAUUGAUACAGAAAAAAGACACGAGAAUGCGACGCCACAUGCAACAGCUUAAUAAAGACGAGGAGACCGUAAAUCAUGUCCAGAAAGAACCGAUAAAAGAGAAGGAGCAGGAAUCGUCGAACAACAUGGAUAUGAGAAAAAAUCUCCAGGCGGACCUUAGCAGCGUGACAGUAGAGGCUGAGCGAGCAAAGAGACAAAAAGACUUGACAUGUCGUCGCCAACAGGAGGACCCGAAAAGAGAAGAAGAGAAGGAUGAGCAAUCGAGGAAGGAGAAAGAUGCUAGAAUUCGACUCGGCCAGGAGGAUGAAAUGAGGAAGGACUGGAGAAACGCUCACUUCCUGCAGGACAAACAGAUCACAGACGAGAAGGAGUUAAAGCAGCUAAAGAAGGAGAAAGAGAAGAGAAUGAGGCUUUACCAGGAGAAGCUGAGGAAAGAAGAAGAGGAUGAGAUAGAGUCCUUGAAGAGAGAACACGUGGCAAAAGUGUGUCUUCACAAGGAAGCGCUGAACAGAGAGGAAGAAAAAGAGAUGGAGCAGUUGGAGAGACAAAAGGAAGCAAGAAUGCGUGCCCGCCAGCAGGAGGUGAGAAGAGAGGAAGAAAUUGAGAUGGGGCGAUUAAAAAGGGGAAAGCAGACAAAAGCAACGCACCACGGAGUGAAUCUGAGGAACGAGGAAGAGGAGGCAGAGCGGCUGAGGAGAGAGGAGAUGAUGGCACUCCUCUACCUGGAAGAACUGAAGAGAGCAGAAGAGGAAGAUUUAGAGAGUUUGAAAAUGGAUAUAAUGAGAAGGUGGCUACGCCAAGGGGAGGUGAAAAAAGAGCAACAGGAGGAUGUACUGAAGACGGAGAGGGAGACAAGAGCACCGCCUCACCAUGGUCUAAGUAGAGGGGGUAAGAAUGAGCGGUUGAAGAGGGAGGAGGAGGAAAGAAUGUAUAUCUGCCAAGAGGAACUUAGCACAGAGGAAGAGGAGGAGUUGGAACAAAUAAAGAGGGAAAAGCAGAAAAGUAGCCGGAAAGACAAAGUGGAGGAGGCAGAAAGGAAAAUGCUGAGGAAAGAGGGAGAGGAGGUCACAGAACGAUUAAAGAAGAAGGGUCAGAAACAUGUCCCCCAAGAAGAACUGGAAGAGGAAAGGGAUGAAGCAAAGCAGUUUAAUUGGGAAAAAGAAAAAGGUAGGCGUGGCCAGCCGGCAGAGCUUGGAAGGGAGGAUGAGAACUUUGAGAUGAGAAAGAGGGAAAAGGUAUUGAAAAGACGAGUCAGUCAGGAGAACCUGAGGAGUGCGGAAGAAGAGGCGGUGGGAGGGUUAAUUGGGGAAAAGGAAAAGUUAAUCCAGCUCUCCCAGCAGGAAAAAAAAGAGGAUGUGACAGUUUUGACAAUGGAAAAACAGAGAAUUCAUCUUUGCCAAGAGGAGUUGAAGAGAGAAGAAGACGAGGUGAAGCAGUUAGAACGACAAAAGGAGAAUCGAAUCCGCCAACACCAGGAAGACCUGAGAAUAGAAGAAGAAAAUGAGGCGGAUGAAUUAAGGAGAGAAAAGGAGGCGAGAAUACGUGGUCUCCGGGAAGAACUGAAGGCAGAGGAAGAGGAGGAGACUGAGAGGUUAAAGAGGGACAAAGAGAAGAGAAUGCGUCUCCUCCAAGAGGAGCUUAGGAGAGAGGAAGAGGAAGACCGACUGAAGUGGGAAAAUGACAGGAGAAUAUGGCAUCACCAAGAGGAACUGACCAGACAGGAAGAGGAGAAGUGGUCUAGGAUAGACCGGCAGAAAAGAAUGCGUCUCCAUUUGGAGAAGCUGAGGAUUGAGGAAGAGGAGACAGCAGAGCGGUUGAAGAGAGAAAAGGAGAGGAGGAUGCAGCUUCACCGGGAGGAGCUGAGAAGAGAGGAAGCAGCAGAAGUGGAACAAUUACGGAGGGAAAAAGAGAAGCGAAUAAGUUUUCUCCAGGGGGAGCUUAAGAGAGAAGAGGAGGAGCAACAAUACAGAAGGGAGAAGGAAAAGAGAAUGCUUUAUUGCCAGGAAAGGUUACACAAAGAGGAAGAUGAUACGGUGAAUCUCUUCAAGAGAGCGAGAGAGAAGAAAAUGCAUUACUGUCAAACGGAAUUGAAGCAAGAGGAAGGAGAGGAAGCAGAGAGGUUGAACGGAGAAAAACAUAGAAUUCGCCUUCUCCAGGAUGAGCUGAGGAGAGAGGCAGACAAGUUGAUUGAGCGACUGAUGUAUGAGAAGGAGCACAGGACGCGUCUCCGACAUAUGGACCUAAGUGGAGAAGAGGAGGAGAGGAAACUGAAAACUGAGUACAAAGAAAAGCUGAGGGCCCUGCGACUGUGUCUUCUCGCCAAGAGGAAAGAAGAGGAAGCAUUGUUGAACAAAUUAUCUGACCAGAAAGAAGGAUUAUCUGAAUCUGUCCAGAAGGAGCCAGAUGAGGAACAAUUUAAGCUCAGGUCAGACACACAAUUACACAAAGACACAGCUUUGCAAAAGAUUUCUAUGAGGCUAUGUCCACACCAAAACAAAUGUUUUCUCCUAUCGUCCACACACAAACUUCAGUCGUUCAUAAAAACUGAGCUUUUGGAAAAAGAGUUUCGAAACUUUGGCUUCAAUGUAGAUGAUGGAUCAAUUGUAUUCCUUAAUUUCCACGCUAAAUAAGUAUAAUUUAAUGUGUGCAAUGGCAAGCAUUACAUUGCUGAUUUUCAGCACUACAUUACAUUGACGAACAAAGGCUUCGAAGGACGCUGCUGCUGCUGCAGCUUUUCUCUUUAAAAUUGCUACAAAGCUCCCGCUAGUGACAGCGGUUUGAAACAAGAUGUCACAAGUGGGAGUCGCCACUUGUAAAAAGGGGCGGAACCCAACGCAAGGAGUCAGACCAAAAAUAGAAACAAAAGGUAUUUAAUAACAUAAAGUGUCCCGAGCGGGAAAAGUAAAACACAGGGGAAAGUCACAAACCAAAAGUAGAAAAACACAAAACGCUGCCAGCAGAAGGCUGACAGGAAUAACUAGAAUGCAACUAAGAAAUACUGCAGGCAAACCUGAGCUGGAACAAUAACUAGUGUGACAGGAAGUAGUACUGAGCAGAGGGACAAGGGUGAGCCAGAAAGCGGGGAACAGGUAAGGAGCCGGACGAAGCGGAACAGGUAGCAAGGAGUACAAUCUGGCACUGGUCCUGAGUUGCUGCUGAGUAUAAGAAGGUAGUCUGAUGAGAUUGCCUGCAGGUGUGUGCUGGGGACUCCACCCACACCGGCUGAAGCUGCACAGAAAGCAUACACACAGCAGGCGGCAGCAGAGCGACAAACACCAUCGUAACACAAGACCCAGUCGCACCUUCAGCUUCUAACUUGGACAAGUCGUUAUUUUGGAAAAAUGGCGUGAGAAUGUUCGCAUGGCAAGGACAUCGUGCUUGUGUUUGACUGAGCUACCUCGCCCACACAUUGAAAGCUUCCCUGUUAUGUAAGCCUGUUUUGUGCUACAUAGUAACUACUACAGUGGAGGCAAUUCAACAAGGACAGUUAGACAGACACACGGGGUUAUUUCAGCAAUUAUAAGUUCUGCCUUCAGAUACUUAUGCUACAUUUGGAUAAAGAACAUACACUCCUGAUCAUAAUGUUAAGACCAGUUGAAAAAUUGCAAGAAUUUACAUUUUGCAUUGUUGGAUCUUAAAUACCCGCAACCCUAGUGAGGAUAAGCGGCAUAGAAAAUGGAUCAUUUUAAGAGAGAAGACACUAUUGAAUCCAAGAAAUACCUCAUGCUGUCAUUUGAAACUUCUUAAAAGAUCUUAAGGGUUAUGGAACAAAGAGUCAAGUAAAAAAGAAGUCACUGGCCCUGAGCCGCAGUCAAGACAUUGGACGAUCCUCGGCCCAAAUGAAGGUUGUGACUGCCGCAGAGUGCAGUCCAAUAACCAUCAGACGAUAUCUGCGAGAGAAGGGUUUUAAGAACCCUUCAAAAAAAAAAAAAAAAAAUUUGGGCCUAGAGAUGUAUUGCAACAAGAUGGUGACUUUCAGAUGUUCGGUGGAAGAAUUUAUUUUUGAUAAAACUUGAAUUGCCAAAUGAACAAAAUGAAUUCCUUGACCCAGAUCCACACUAAAAUGUUCCGAGUUCUUCCUUGGCCACCCCUCUUGCUGAAAUUGGUCUUCUAUUGUUUGCAUAAAGCUGCUAACUAUCUAUGUACCUGUGUAUCUAUGUGUCUGUGAGUUCAGACAGGACCGUGAAGCUGUUCUCAGAAAAAUUUGCCGUGCACUUGACGAAGAACGAACGGCCGAACAUGAUAGACUGAAGUCUCAUAGGAGGCAUUAUUUUGAGCAUCUGAGGGCAGAGUCAGAAGAGGAGCUCCAAGCACUGAGAACCAGGCUCCAAGAAGAGCGGGAGGAGAACAUGAACUUUUUAACACAGGAGGUAGUUCUUGAUGGUUUUGAUGACUAAACCCUUCUAGUGUAGUUAACUUUAAAAUGAUCUUCUGUAGAAAUGUAGGGUCUAGGUAGCCAAGUAGGGUAUGUGUACCCCCAGGGGUACGCAAAUUGAAUAAAAAUUAAAAACAGCGUGACUAACAUAGGUGUCUCAAAGCCUAACACUCUGAGUUACGGGGUGUGCUUGAACGCCUCAUCACGUGAACAGCGUCUGCAGGGAGUAGAGUGCAGAAGAAAGAAGUUCUGUGUGCACUAUAUGAACAAAUAAGUAUGUUUGUAUACAGUGUUCCCUCAUUUAUCGCAGGGGAUCGGCUCCCAAAAUAGCCUGUGAUCAGUGAAAUCCGCAAAGUAGCCAUAUUUUUUUACAAUUAUAUGUUUUAAGGCUGUAAAAUCCCUCACCAUACACGUUAUACACUCUUCUCAGACAGGCAUUUUUUCACAUUUCUUUCUUGUUUAAACACUCUCAAAGUUCAAAUUUCGUUUGAAUUUUAUUGAUCAAUCUACGAGGUUGGACUCAUGCGUAUUUCACUCCUCAGACUGCCUCGCUCGGAAGCCGUUGGUUUUUGUUUCCCUGUUAAAACAUACUGCUCCUGUAGUCGUACUUUCCGGUUAGAUAGUUUGCUAGCGACCAUUGACUACAACAGGAAAGGGCACGAAGGAGAUUGAUUGACAAUGGCCUACAGCCAAUCAGGGUGCCGAACACAAUGGUCAGGUUCUCCCUCAGUCAAUCAGGACUGUUGUGGCUCUAUAUUUAGCCAGCUAUUGUCUACUGUGGGUUCCUAAUAUGCUUGUACAGGCACAUAAACACAUACUGUGACGAGGUGAAGGGACGACAUCUUUACUCCAGCUGCACGCGUCUUCAACUCUCACAUGAGUAUACAACACCCUCCAAUGGUAGCAGUAGUAAAUACAAUAAGAGACACACACAACAGAGCCCCGAUAGAUUGGUCUAAUACACCACAAGGACGCAGAACACCAUGCGCAUUCAUACGCUGUUAACAAAAAUGUAAAAAUGGAAUUUAAAAAAUCAGCGAAACGAGUCCGCGAAAGGUGAACUGUGAUAUAGCGAGGGAACACUUUAUAAUAAUUCUUAAAUAUUUAAAUUAUUUAAAUAAAUAAACUGAAUAAAUCAAGUUCAUUCUUAAGCCAGACCAGACUGAUCAAAACACAGCCACGGGUGCACAGCAAAGCUAAGAAAGAGAAAUACAACAAUAACACAAAAAUAACCUUCACUGAUAUUGUGUUGUGAUGAAUAGUUAUUAAUACACUGUACAUGGUUGAUAUCAUGAAUUUCUCUGUACCAGGAUAAAGAUACACAUAAAAUGCUCUCUGCAGAUUGAAAUAUGAGUAUAAGUUCAGCUCUCGAGUAGACCUGACAUGCCUUGACAUACAUGGUGAAUGUCUUACACAUGUAUCUGCUGACUCCUUGCUGAUAUCCACCUGUCCUAUGGAAAGUAUAUGCAGUAAAUGUGCUCUGCAAGUCAGAAUCUUCAUCACACAUGGCUUGUCCACACUGUUUGUAACUAUGCCGCAAUGUUAUGAUCCGAGCUCGAUAUAAAGUUGUCUGGUACAGUCUUCGUCCAUCAAGUCUGUGCCCUCCUUGCGUCUCAUGUCCAUUGCCAUACUAUCGAUUGUUACUACAUCCAUGUAUACAUUACUACUUCAACAUUUUCAGAAUAAGCACUGUUAGCUGACAGUCCAGUGGAACCUCGGUUAGCCUACGCUCCGGUAGUAAGUUUUUCUGUUGUUGAAAAUGUACGCUGAAAUUUUUCCCCGGUUUGCAUACAUUGUCCACUUAGUGGGCAAUAUGGCACACGUCUUGUUGUGGUAUUAAUACACUGUGUGAGUCCAACUGUGGUCUCAAUGUAUUUUUAUCACAAAACGUCCUUGCUAACAGCCUAAACGGGAACUGUAAGUCAGCUCCUUCUAUGAUGCCAUCAGCAGUUGACCCUGUAGUAGUUGUUAAUACAAAAGACAUUUUUAUAGUUUUAUUAUUAAAGUUGUAUAUGCAUGAAAACAUUCUAAAUGCAUAUAAAUGACAAAUGAAAGGUAUAAAUGAAGAUUUAAGGUUACUUCUACCUUCAUGUAGACGUGAUUCUUGCCAAAGACAUGAUGCGGCAGAGAGAUCGACACGGACGCCACCUUCGUGCUUUGCCAUGAAUUACUUCUUGAUUUCAGGAGUGUUUCUUACCUUUAUCAAAUGCUGGCCCUUGCAACAUUCUUUGGCUCCAUUUUUUGUUAUUUUGCAGCCGUGAUCAAACGAAAAGCAGAGGCAUGAGGUGAGAAAAACACUAUUGAAUUCAAGAAAUACCUCAUGUUGUCCCUUUGAUUCAUCAUUUAUAUUUAUAUGCGUUUUCUGCAUGCAAAACUAUAAUUGUAAAACUGCAAAAAUUGUAUUGAUAUUAUUUCGUAUGGGAAAAAUGUAUUCAGUUAGCGUACGUUCCGGUUAGAGUCUGACCUUCUGCAAUAGAUUAAUGACGCUCAUCGAGGUUCCACUGUAUAUUAUUUUCGAAGGCCAGAGCUGCUUUCGCUUCCUGACAAAGCAGUUCAUUGAGCAUCUGAUAUAACACGCACAAAAAUCCGCCACAACAGGUAAGCUGUUUGACUGGCGGUGAUUGACACUUCACAAAUCUAUGCAGAGACUGCAAGAUACAAGAAGAGUGAGCAGUGGUCCCUGUUUAGCUACCCUUGAACAACAGCGAAUGUGGCCAUGAUAAGCAACCUCUGCGCGUCACGUAACGUACACUACCUCAAAGACUUAUUUAUGAAACGCUUAGGUACGUGACGAACUUCACAAAUCUAUGCAGAGACUGCAAGAUACAAGAAGAGUGAGCAGUGGUCCCUGUUUAGCUACCCUUGAAAUUUGGCAUGUAUAGAAUAAAAUGUGGAUUUCCUAACUGCCAUCUUGGCAGGCUUUUCCACGGUAAAACUGGUUCGGGGAAAGAUAGCCGGCACAGCUGGUGGUAGAAUGCCCCUGCUGAAAUACACAUUCAGUGCCAAAUUUACUUUACCUGAGGUGCAUUAUCAAACCAUCUGUCCUCAAAAUGUGCCCAACAUAAUCUCAAAAAUGUGACACAGCAAAUGGCAUCUUUUGUAAAUGUGAAAAGGCUUACUGUCUGCUCGAGUGUUCUAACAAAAGCCUGGCAUAAUAUAAUAAAAAUAUAUAACAGAAAAUCAACAAAAAAUGCACCAUAAGAAUAGACAAACACUAUUCCAUGCUUAGCUCAGAGAGGGUGUGUUCUCCAACUGACGUCACUUCUUUCUCCUCCUUCAUUCUCCGAUAGGUUUGAUUUUCAUUAGCGAAAAAUGUAAAAAAAGGAUAACUCUGUCAACAUUCAAGCACACAUCUAACACAGGAAAUAUGUCUUUUAGUGUUAUUUUGGUGUCAUGAGCACUUUCAAAUAUAUCAAACAGGUGAGAAAUACAAAUAAUGAAGAUAAGAUGUUUGAUUGUGUGCCUACAGACACUAGUUUUGCAGGAGUUGAGGUACACAUGUCUGAAGGGGUACUGAAAAAAUUUUGGGAACCACUGAUGAAGGGGUUAACCAAGCUGAAACUGUCAUUUUCUUGUACUCGUGUCACCACGAGCAAAACUGU